AUGGGCCGCUGGGAAGAACGCAUGUUUGGCCGAAAUCUACAAGAGGUGCUCGAAAAUCUUAUCUUCCCUCUGCAUGCUCGUCGGGGAACGCCUCGGGGGCUGAAAAAUCGCCUCGAUUAUGCUGUUUUGAUGGAAUCACAACCAGUUGCUGAGCUCAGAGAUGGAGAAAGAGUAAAGUUUUAAAAUUUAAGCUCAACUUUUCUUUUGAAACGAAAGUUUUGAAAUUUCAAACUUUAGACUUUUAGACUUAAAAUAUUGAAUUUGAACGCAAGCUCAAUCCCUUUUCGAUUUUUCGAGCUAAUUUUUGUUUUGAAACGUGUUUCCGAGCUUGCAAAAAGCAUUUAUGAAGUGAUUUUGAAACCCAAAAUUUCCCAUAAGUUACAGUUUUUUAAACUCAGAGGCUUUUUAUUGACUUCUUAAGGUUCCUUCUCAUAGAAAAAGUCGGAAAAAAUUCGCCCAAAUUUCUGCUCUGUCAGUAAUUUUUUUAAUAAAAUAAAAAAAUAUUCGAAAAAAAAACCAAAUAAUGGCAGUUUUAACGAAUAUUUCAUGAUAUUUCAAGCGUGGAGUAUAAUUUUUAAAUUUAUUUCUCAAGGCUUUUUCCUUUUUUGUUUUUAUAAUAAAGUUUCUUAAAACCGGUUUCGCACAGGUUCUGCUCCAAAUUCCAAAAUACCGUCUUAGGCUCGCGAGGAAAACCAGCAUGUGCGCCCUAUCGCACUCGUAGGGGCCUCUUAAGAGGCGUCACGCUCUAUUUUUCCCACCAUUUUAUUUUUAUUUUUCUCUCUAUAUUUCAACAUUUCGUCACUAUUUACUCUCACGUUUUGCAUUUUUUCGAAGCAAAUCGGAAUUCUUUCAGGGUUUUUCUUUUUAUGAUCAUUUGGGACCUACGGCUAAUUCAAGAAGUUUGUCGAUUGUUCCUGAGAAAAUCUCCAACCCAACACUUUUCGCAAUCAUGUCUAUCGCCAGCAAGCGUCGCUUCAUCACCAAUAAGGUAGGAAUGUUGAAAAUUAGUGGUUUUUUGAGAAAAUGAUAAAAUUAAGGUGGAGUCCGAGAUGUACACCCCGGCUGAAGGGGACGUCAUCGCGAAAGUUAUGCAAUCGCGCGGAAAUAAUUUACACGAGGUUUUUGAUUUUAUUCAGAUAGAAAAUAAGAUAAUUUUGAAGGUUGUCGACGAGUUUGGCGAAAUUUACGUGGCGAGUAUGCCUUCAAAGUUCAGAAAGGCGGUCUGGAUCCGACGGGGCCAAUUUGUCGUCCUUCGUCCGAUCGACGAGGGUGACAAGGUUUUUUUCAUCAAUAUUUGUUUGUUGAUCAUGAAAAUUGAAAAAGAAAAAGUCAUAAUUAGAAAAAGAUUAAGUUUUAAAACUGAUUUUAUCCGUUUAAAUUCAAAUUUUCUCUGUUUUUGCUCAAAGUUCCAUUUUUAUCAGCUACUUAGUUGACACAGAAAGCUUUAUUGAAUAAAUUUUUUUGAUAAAAUCGAUUGAAAAUAAAUAAUUUCCAGGUGAAAGCCGAAAUCGAACAUGUUCUUGACGAGGAGAACGUCUUGUACAUAUGGGAGUGCAAAAAGUUGGUUUUUUUUUUUUAAGCUUCUAAAAAUAAUUAAUUUUUCAUCCCAUGUGACUUUUUUUCAGGUCUUGUUUAUCACUUUUGAAUUCACAAACUUGUAUUUCCCGUUCUUUUUUUGGUUAUAUUUCGAAAAAGGAAUAAUUAAAAAGAAAUAUAAUAAUUGAAAAAUUCGGACUUUUUAAACUUUUUCUUUAUAGUCGAUUUUCUUUUCCGUAAAUGUUUUUGAAAUUUUCACUCGAAAUCUUACCUUUUUUUCAAAUCAUUGAUUAUCAGUUUAUUAUAACUUGUAGUGAGAAAAAAAGCUCUGAUUUUUGGGCAACUAUUUUCAAAAGAUUUUUUUCAAAAAGGGGCUUUUAUAAAAUGUUCAUAAACAUGAUUUUUCUAACGUUUCAAGAUGGCCUGAACGAUUCGAAGCCGACGCGGAGCAGAUGACCCGCGCCUCGAAACGGGGAAGUGCUGUUUCGAAAGAUCCGGCGAAUAAUCCGACCAUCGACGACGACAUGCUCCCGCCAAGGUCUGUUCUUCACUAAUUUCAUCGAUAUUUCCGUUUGAGAAUCAUUUUUAACUGAUGCCGUGUUCAAAAGAAUUUGGCCAAUUUGAAAUUGAUUUAUUAGUGGUUCUGCAGAAUUAAAAAAAAAAUCAAAAACCGUUAAAAAAAUGGGUCCUAGCAACGUUGUAUCGCGACAUGAGGGGAUUUUAUUUUUUUCGUUUAAAGAUUCUCAAAAAAAUUCCUGAAAUUCGGAUAUUAGUUCAUACAAGUCGCCAUCUCGUUGUAGAAAAAAAGUUUUUUUAACGGAUCUCGGAAAUAUAAAUUUUGCGUAUCAAAGAUUAAAAUUUAAAAAAAUAAUGAUAUUUUUUUCUAGUUCUUCGUGUGUUUUUACUGAUUUUUAUAAUCUAGAAUCAAAGAAACAAGUAUACUAUUUACGAGUAUUUUUCCGCAGUGUUUAUCACUCGAAAAAAACAUGCGACUUUGAAAAUACGAGCGUUUUAACUAUGCGAACUUCAUAUAAAACUACCAAUACGUAGCGCUUUUUUUGUGUUUCAACAUGUUGAAGUGGAAAAAUAACCUCAAAAAAAGUUUAAAUUAUUCAUUUUGUUUGUAGUUUCUACCAGCUUUUUUUGCAUCCAUAUGUUCCCGAACAGAUAAUUUAAUUAAUGUUCUUGUGAAGUGAGAAUUUAGUCCUCUAUAGUUAUAGAUCUAUAAAUGGCUGAUUGAAGAUUUUUUUGAAAUAUGCUUUACGUAAAAAAAUUCCUUGGUUCAAUGUUUUACUGUUUGUGAAAUUUGAAGUAUACUCUGUUUUUUUAGUAUAAAGGAAAUAGCUAUGAAGCAAUAAAAAAAGAAAAAUUUUUCAAGAAGAAAAGUAAAAAAAUUAAGCGAGAGCGACGAGGACGAAGACGAAGAGCCUGCUUCGGAUUCAGAAGACGUCGACGACGAAGAGGAUUCGGAAGACGACGACGAGUUCGACACGUACAAUCCCAAUCGACAAAAUUGA
This is a messenger RNA of Caenorhabditis auriculariae, 3053 nucleotides long. The record is from the annotation of a GenBank genome assembly. NCBI's taxonomy places the organism in Eukaryota, Metazoa, Nematoda, Chromadorea, Rhabditida, Rhabditidae.